Penicillium canescens is the source of this 1787-nucleotide messenger RNA. It is a transcript of the gene rpt3, whose product is annotated as proteasome regulatory particle base subunit RPT3. NCBI's taxonomy places the organism in Eukaryota, Fungi, Ascomycota, Eurotiomycetes, Eurotiales, Aspergillaceae. The transcript is spliced from 6 exons. Gene Ontology annotation, cellular component: proteasome regulatory particle, base subcomplex. Bases 4 to 1401 code for a protein of 465 amino acids. Gene Ontology annotation, molecular function: ATP hydrolysis activity; proteasome-activating activity; ATP binding. The record is from RefSeq and is a predicted model, not a curated record. Gene Ontology annotation, biological process: proteasome-mediated ubiquitin-dependent protein catabolic process.
CAGAUGGCUGACCUCCGAACCCUUCACACAGCGCGUCAUACACCCAACCAUCUCCAAAGCACAUACAUUCUACUCCCAGCUUAUAGACGCUAUUUCUCUUUCGGAUCUCAUUUGCUCUCAACAGAAUUCGCCAUGGGAGACGUGGCCGUGGAGAACCCGGCGAACAACGUCACGCCGCUUCCCAAGCCAGGCGCGCUCGACGCCCUCGCCAACUUGGACUCCCUCGAUGGCACAGGCGCUGAUGGAAACGAUGAAUAUGCUACUCUGAAGCGCCUACAGAGACAUCUAGAGUAUAUCCAACUGCAGGAGGAAUACAUCAAGGACGAGCAGAGAAGCUUGAAGAGGGAGCUGGUUCGGGCACAAGAGGAGAUUAAGCGGAUACAGAGUGUGCCGCUGGUCAUCGGACAGUUUAUGGAAGCUAUCGAUCAGAACACUGGUAUUGUGCAAAGCUCGACCGGUUCUAAUUACGUCGUCCGCAUCCUGUCCACCCUCGACCGCGAGAAGCUGAAACCCUCAUCUUCGGUCGCCCUUCACCGUCACUCCAAUGCCCUUGUUGAUAUUCUUCCUCCCGAGGCCGACUCCUCUAUUGCCAUGCUGGGUGAGAAUGAGAAGCCCGAUGUGACAUACGCGGAUGUUGGUGGUCUCGAUAUGCAGAAGCAGGAGAUCCGGGAGGCUGUCGAGCUGCCUUUGACGCAUUUCGACCUCUACAAGCAGAUUGGUAUCGAUCCUCCUCGUGGUGUCUUGCUGUAUGGUCCUCCUGGGACCGGAAAGACCAUGCUGGUUAAGGCCGUGGCCAACAGCACAACUGCCAGCUUCAUCCGUGUCAACGGGUCAGAGUUCGUACAGAAGUAUCUGGGCGAGGGUCCCCGUAUGGUGCGCGACGUUUUCCGCAUGGCGCGUGAAAACUCGCCGGCCAUCAUCUUCAUCGAUGAGAUCGACGCGAUCGCCACCAAGCGUUUCGAUGCCCAGACCGGUGCCGAUCGUGAAGUCCAGCGUAUUCUGCUGGAAUUACUGAACCAGAUGGAUGGUUUCGAACAAUCCAGCAACGUCAAGGUCAUCAUGGCCACCAACCGAGCUGACACUUUGGACCCUGCUCUUCUGCGUCCUGGUCGACUGGACCGAAAGAUUGAGUUCCCCAACCUGCGGGAUCGACGUGAGCGCCGCUUGAUUUUCACCACCAUCGCAUCCAAGAUGUCGCUUUCUCCCGAGGUUGACCUCGACGCCCUGAUCGUGCGCAACGACCCCCUGUCCGGUGCUGUGAUUGCUGCUAUCAUGCAGGAAGCUGGUCUGCGGGCUGUCCGCAAGAACCGCUACAACAUUAUCCAGUCGGACCUUGAGGAUGCUUAUGCCGUUCAAGUCAAGAAUGGACAGGACGAUGACCGCCCUGACUUCUACCGGUAAACGCUUGGGUCUCUCGGAGGUGUGGUGGAUUUCAGUGACGAAAGCUUGGUCUUCCUCACCAGUUGUAUUAUCAAUAAUAUGCAGGCGCCAUGUGUCACAAUGUUUGGACGAUUUCUUGAUUCUGUAAUGCUCCUUUCGACCUCUACAGUGGUAGAUUGCCUUGUCUUGGCAUUUACCUGCCCUCGGUCAACUAAACCGUCCCUGUAAACUAGUAGCCAACAAUAACCGUUUUGUUUAGUGUAAUUUACAUUGGGGUAUUUUGUUGUGACUCUGGUGAGGAAAGGCUGUGAUUCGACGAUUUGUUGUCGCGAUUCUCACGGUACUCUACCAAGUAUAUAUAUCCGCGGGUGAUACUGUAUCGAAGUAUAUACGUCUGGAUUCGGAAC